Molecule: messenger RNA, 1194 nt
Organism: Sclerotinia borealis F-4128
Lineage: Eukaryota; Fungi; Ascomycota; Leotiomycetes; Helotiales; Sclerotiniaceae
Source: the annotation of a GenBank genome assembly
AUGGAAAAGGGUACACAAAACCAUUUCCAGAACAAUAUUGCUGCUAUUAUGUAUCCCUCUUCAUUUGACCGAGGCUUGAGGCCAAAACAAAACAUUGACCAGAAUAGACUCUGGCCCAGCGCAAGUCCAGCACCAGCACUAGGAGGAUGGGAGAUGAGUCGAGACUAUUCGAACCAAAGCUCGAACAGCACUCAUUCUAGAUCUUCAGGGGACUUUUACUCUCCGGUUUCUUACAGUCCGCCCAUGUCUUUAGACCCGAAUACCUAUCAGUCACCGCAAUACUAUGACGAUAGUUACAGUCAGGAGUAUAACAGCUACACCGCAGCAUCGCCCAGCCUUGAAAGAAGCUUGUCAAACCAUAGUAGCUCUAUCAAAUCGACACCCUCUAGCCUCGGCUGGUCUCCAGAAAACGAGCUCCUGGGACUCUACAAGUUGAUCGUACCAAAGGGCAAGGAACCAUAUCUAGAACUACUUCCGGGAUAUCAAGUUUAUUCCAACACACCCCAGCAGGUAUUUCUUGAUUCACCAAGUAAUCCUCAAAAAGGUGUUUAUCCUUGCCAAUUUCCAAUCGGCUGUUCAGGAAGACAAUUUGGUAGACCCGCGGAUCUAGAACGCCAUUACAGACAUGUACACGCCGACGCAGAUCAAAAGGGCAGUUUCCCAUGCGACUACCAACCAUGUGACCGAUCCAAAGAUCCCUUCACACGAAAAGACCAUUACAGAGACCACAUAAAAGAUUUCCACAAAGAAGACGUGGGUAGUGCGAAACAGCCUAAGAAUUUCAAAGAUCCCAAGAAAUGGCAAGUCAUUCAGCAAGCCUGGCGCGAAGAACGACAGAUUGAUCCUAGAUGGUGGAGGUGCAAGCGAUGUCUUCAAAGAGUGUACGUGGAGACUCAUGGCUAUAAAUGCACCACAUGCAACGAGGAAUGCGCCAAAGAUAGGAUCGAGGCUCGUGAAUCAAAGAGGCGCGAAUUGGAAAGUGAUCGGGUGCCAUAUUCGGAACGGGAUAUGAGCAUGACGUUUGCGGCUCAGUGCACAAGUUGUAAUGGGAGUAAGCAGGUGACAGAUGAUGUUUUUGGAGAGGGAAAUUGGGUGCCGUGUCCGAUUUGUGUGCCGAGUGGGGAACUAAACUAUGAGGAUGCGAGGUGGUUGGGAGAUACGGGGUAUGAUACUUCGUAUGAGAUUGCUUAUUGA